AUGCCGUUCGCGCAGCUGGUCAUCGGCCCGCCCGGGUCGGGCAAGACGACGUACUGCUUUGGCCAGUACCAAUUCCUGUCGCUCCUCUCGCGGCCUUGCAGCGUGAUCAACCUCGAUCCUGCCAACGACCGGCUUCCGUAUCCAUGUGCGGUGGACAUCAACCGUCUCAUCUCCGUGCGCGAUGUGAUGGCUGAACUGUCGCUCGGGCCGAAUGCUGCCAUGCUGUACUGCAUCGAAUACCUCGAGAAGAAUGUGGAUUGGCUCAUCCAGGAGCUCAAGCGCGUCAUGGACGAGCAACGUCAGGGCAAGACAGGCCAGAUUGCGGGUCGUGGCGACCAGGAAACACCUAUUGGACCUGUCAGUCCGGGCUUCGAGUAUCUCAUCUUUGACCUGCCCGGCCAGGUCGAGCUGUCCACCAACCAUCCGGCGCUCAAGCGCAUCCUCGCAACGCUUGAAAAGCAGCUCGGCUUGCGCUUCGUUGCGGUCCACCUCACAGAUGCCACCCACAUCACGGAUGCCUCGCGAUACGUGUCCAUCCUCAUUCUCGCGCUCCGAGCCAUGCUGACGCUCGAGCUGCCUCACGUCAACGUGCUAUCCAAGGUGGACCUGCUGGGCCAGUCGUUCAUCUCGCGCUCCAAACGCUCUCUCGACCGCUAUGGACCGGAUAGCGACACCGAUGCAGAUGACGACGAAGACAUGGAGGAUGCCUCGGCGGACCAACCCGGUAAUCGGGCAGAGAUGGGUCUGCAGUCGGAUCUCGCCUUCAAUCUGGAUUUCUACACGCAAGUACAGGACCUGUCGUACUUGCGCGAUCUGCUCUCGCAACCUUCCGGUCCAGGAUCCUCGCUUCGCAACGAGAAGUACGGCAAGCUCAACGAAGCGAUUUGCGAGCUCGUCGAGGACUUUGGUCUGGUCUCUUUCGAGACGCUGGCCGUCGAGGACCGUCGAUCCAUGUUUCGGCUGUUGCAGGUGCUGGACAAGGCGGUGGGCUACAUCUACGUCUCGGCAUCCUCCAAUGCCUACGACUACGGCGACGACGAGAACGAGGGCUUGUACGAGCCGGGACGCGCUUCUGCGACUGCCGGCGCUGCGCUUCGCGGCCAGAUGGGAGCGGAUGCGCAUUCGCUGUUCAGCGUGGCGGAUCGAGGCGACCCGCUCGGAUGGGGCGAUGCGUUGGAAGUGCAAGAGAGGUACAUCGACCACCGCGAGCUGUACGAAGAGGCCGAGGCCGAGGAGAGAAAGCAGAUGCACGAGAAGGAGUGGGAGCAAAAAGUCUGGUCCGAGGUGCGCAAGGCGACCGAAGAACAGAAGCAAAAGCAGAGCAAAUAG
This is a messenger RNA of Moesziomyces antarcticus, 1329 nucleotides long. Its product is annotated as cytoplasmic protein. Gene Ontology annotation, cellular component: cytoplasm. The transcript has a single exon. The record is from RefSeq and is a predicted model, not a curated record. Lineage: Eukaryota; Fungi; Basidiomycota; Ustilaginomycetes; Ustilaginales; Ustilaginaceae. The coding region runs from base 1 to 1329 and encodes 442 amino acids. Gene Ontology annotation, molecular function: GTPase activity.